[Candida] anglica is the source of this 240-nucleotide messenger RNA. The record is from the annotation of a GenBank genome assembly. Lineage: Eukaryota; Fungi; Ascomycota; Pichiomycetes; Serinales; Debaryomycetaceae.
AUGGCUUUCGACGAUUUGAUUAACAAGGCUAAGUCUUUGGCUGCCGGUUCCGACGGUAAGCUUGACUCCAGUGACUACAAGGCUUAUGCUGCUGAUGCUCAAGAUGCCUACACCGAAUUCAACAAGAAGGACGGUACUUUCGCUGACCACGCCAAGAGUGCUUACUCUGAAAUUCAAACCAACCACAAGGCUGGCGGUUCUUCAACUACUGAAGCUCCAAAGAAGGAAGAAUCCAAAUAG